UUUUUUGUGGAAUCCAGGAUUUUCUAUAUAGAGUAUUAUGUCACUUGCAUAUAAUAACAAUUUUGUCUCUUCCCUUCCAAUUUGGAUACUUUUUAUUUCUCUUUCUUGUCUGAUUGCUGUGGGUAGGACUUCCAGACUACGUUGAAUAGAAGUGUGAGAGUGGGCAUCCUUGUCUUGUUUCAGAAUUUAGUGGGAAGGCUUUCAGCUUUUCACUGUUGAGUAUUAUGUUGGCUUUGGGUUUGUCAUAAAUAGCUUUUGUGAUGCUGAGAUAUGUUCCCUCUAUAUCCACUUUGGUGAGAGUUUUCAUUGUGGUUUAGAUUUGCAUUUCCCUGAUGAUGAGUGAUGUUGAGCACCUUAGCAUGUAGCUGUUGGUCAUUUGUAUGUGUUUUUUGAGAAAUGGCUAUUCAAGUUCUUUGCCUACUUUUAAAUUGGGUAAUUUGGGUUUUUUGUUUGAUUGGUUGGUUGGUGGGGUUUUUUUGUUUGUUUGUUUGUUUUUGUUUUUUGCUGUUGAGUUGUGUGAGUUCCGUAAAUAUUUUGGCUCUUAACAUAUUAUCAGAUGUAUUGUUUGCACAUAUUUUCUCCCAUCUCUUAGGUGCCUGAAAAAUAACUCUGUUGAUUGUUAUUUUGCUGUCAGGACAUUUUCUUACACCUCUAUUCACCUAAUAGUGUUUGUAUUUUAAAGUCUACCUACAUGUCCUACUGUUGAUGUUCUACACUUCCCAGUUUACUCAACCUUAGAGCUUUGUGCUCUGUCUACUGUGUGACACUGAUGUGUUCUUUCCUUUUGAGCACUGUGACCUUGCUGGUUCCCCAAGGACAGCUGCUGGGUUUGUUUCCCUUUUUGCUUGUACACAGGCUUGCAGUAACAUCCUGUGUGUGUCCUUGUGCAUUAGCAGGAGUUUCUGUAAGGCACAUACCUAGAAUUAGGUUUCCUGACCCAGAGGUUUGCAGGGUUUCAACUCUACCAGGUAAUGCCAGGUGGAUUUCCAGACUGACUGUACCAGUUUACAGUCCUAUAGGGCUCUAGGUUUCCAUGUUCCUCAUGUCUUCAACUUUGAAUUUUGUGAAGCCUUUUAUACUUUGCCCAGUCUAUGGAGAGAGGUCUUGUUUUAAUUUGCAUUUCCCUAAUUCUUUUUUCUUUAUUAUUAUUUUUUGAUUGAAGUAUAGUCUAUUUACAACGUUGUGUCAAUCUGUGGUGUACAGCACAAUGCUUCAGUCAUGUGUGAAUAUACAUAUGUUCAUUUUUAUAUUCUGUUCUACUGUAAGCUAUUACAAGAUUGAAUAUAGUUCCCUGUGCUUUACAAUAUAAACUUGUUUAUCUACUUUAUAUAUAUUAGUCAGUAUCCACAAAUCUCAAUCCCAGUUUAUCCCUUCCCACCCCCUUCCCUGCUGGUAAUCACAAAUUUGUUUUCUGUGUCUGUUUGUUCCUGUUUUGUAAAUUAGUUCAUUUGUCUUUUUUUUAGAUUCCACAUAUAAGUGGUAUCAUUUUUCUUUCUCCUGGCUUACUUCACUUAGAAUGACAUUCUCUGGGGCCAUCCAUGUUCCUGCAAGUGGCAUUAUUUUAUAAUUUUUUAUAGCUGAAUACUAUUCCAUUGUAUGAAUAUACCACAGCUUUAUCCAGUCAUCUGUCGAUGGACAUUUAAGUUGUUUCCAUGUCUUGGUUAUUGUAAAUAGUGCAGCUAUGAACAUUGCGGUGCAGGUGUCUUUCUCAGUUAAGGUUCCUUCUGGAUAUUUGCCCAGGAGUGGGAUUGUUGGAUCAUAUGGUAAGUCUGUUUUUAGUCUUUUGAGGAGUCUCCAUACUAUUUUCCACAAUGACUGCACCAAACUGCAUUGCCACCAACGGUGUAGGUGGGUUCCCUUUUCUCCACACCCUGUCCAGUAUUUAUUCCCUAAUUCUUAACAGCAUUGAAAAUCUUUUCAGAUGUUUGUUGGAGAGUUUGAUUUCUUUGUGAUUUACCAGGUUACAUCCUGUACUCAUUUUAAAAAAAAUUAAAUGGCCUUUUUUCUUUUUUGAUUUGUAAUUUUAAAAUAUAUUCUCUUUAUUUUUUAUUAUGUAUGUUUAAAAAUAUCUUUUUAUCCUUUUCUGUCUCUUUUCCUUCUCCACAUUGGACUUGCCAGAUGUUUGUGAAUUUUGUUAGCAUUUUCAGAGAACCAGUGUUGAGAUAGUUUUCUGUUUCUUUAAAUCCUGUUUUGUUUUCUUUCAUCUUCUUUCCUUGAAUUGCUUUCUUUUUCCGUGUCCAGUACCUUGUUGAAUGCUUAGAUUAUUAUUUCAGUCUCCCUUUGUUGAAAUAAGGGCAUUAGGGAUGCAGACUUUCCCUUAGGUAGCCUUUGUUUCCAUUUCCACCUUAGUCUUCAUUUCUAUGUUUUUGUUGGAGGGGGUCCCUUUUUGACGAGGUAUUUCUAGUGUAACAUCAGUAUGGUUGUUACCGAGUCCAGACUUGUUCUGCUUGCCACACGACAGGGCAAUAAAUCAGGACGAGGUGUUGGGGCAAGGAAUAGCAACUUUAUUUGGAAAGCCAGCAGACCGAGAAGAUGGCAGACUAAUGUCCUGGAGAACUGUCUUACUCAAGUCAGAAUUCAGGCUCCUUUUAUACUAAAAAGAGGAGGGGCUGUGGUUGAUUGUUGCAGACUUCUUGGUGGAGAAAUUCUUUGUUCUCGGAAUCCUUUAUUCUUGCAGCUGUCCACGUGAGUCAGAUCAUGGUAUCCCCGUAUCACCUCCAAGAAAACAACCGUUAAUUUCUGUUCUGCAACUUGUUAUUUUUGUUUGAGUGUAAAACUGUUAAUACCCUUAAAGGUCAAAGCCUUGAGAAUGGCCUGUCCUGUGUAGUUCAGGCUCAAGGCCCCACCCUUUUAUAGAAGGUGCAGAGCCAGUUCGGGAAACAGCACGAGGCCAGAGCCAAAGGCACAGAUCUAAGGUGGAGUCAGAUGUGCUCUUUUCUGUUACAGUUUCUGAGGGAAGUGUGUUAAAGUCUCUCACUCUUAGGGGAGAGUUUGCACAAUCUUCUUUGCCACUGCAGGUAGCUUCGGCUUUGUAUACUUUAAGGGUUUGUAGGUAGAAUACAUGUUUGUAAUUACAGCUUUUGGUGGAUUUUUUCUUUUUAUUAAUAUGCAGUGUCUGCUUUUGUUCCUAUUAAUGAUUUUUGCUUUCAAUUCUGUUGAUUGGUAUAAACAUCUGAGAAUCACAUGCAGCGGUGCAUGUUAAGCUCACAAACAGCAUGCAGAGGGGAAGCGGACUGUGUGGAUGUGUGCAGAUGGUGUAGUUCCCAAUAAAAUCCACCAGAGGCAUGGUUUUAUAGGUGCAUUUUGUGUAUCUAAUCGGAGUCUUGUGCUUCCAGUAGCACCUGAGUGACUGGCUCCUGCCUCCAUCCCUGGGAAGGCCAGGGUAGCAGGUGAUGGCAGCUUUGCAUCUAUCUGCCCUGUCCCAGGCCGAGGUGACCUUUGAGGACGUGGCCGUGCUUCUCUCCCGGGAGGAGUGGGGCCGUCUGGGCCCUGCUCAGAAGGGCCUGUACAGGGAUGUGAUGCUGGAAACCUACAGGAACCUGGUCUCGCUGGGAGCUGGACCUACAGGUCCCAAGCCUGGGGUGAUUGCACAGCUGGAGCGUGGGGACGAGCCGUGGGUCCUGGACUUGCCGGGAGCUGAGGGGAGCAAGCAACCGAGAGUCCGUGGCUCAGCUCACGGGACCAGGACUGAGUACAAGGAAUUGACUUCAGGGGAGAUGCUUGAUGGAGAUCUGGGCCAACUCAGGGGGACUGUUCUCCAGGGACCUGAGCUGGGAGAAGCCUGUGGGCACAUCAGGGAGCGGGAGGAGAGCCUGGACAGGCUCGUUGAGCAGAGCAGCCCCAGGCCAGUCACACUGACCGACGAGGAGCGCAGCCUGGAGUCUUGGGGAAGCCUUAGGUUGAGGCCUGACCCUAUCCCUGAUCAAAGGCCUCACAAAUGCGAUGUGUGUGAGCAGAGCUUUGAACAGAGGUCAUACCUUAACAACCAUAAACGUGUACACAGGUCCAAAGAAACAAAGACAGUUCAUGAUUCUGGGGAAAUCUUCAGUGCAAAUCCAGCUGUUAAAGAAUAUCAGAACAUGCCUCUUGGGAAAAAACUGCAUCAUUGUGGUUGCUGUGGGAAAGCCUUCAGGUACAGUGCUAACCUCGUCAAGCACCAGCGGCUUCACAGUGAAGAGAAGCCCUACAAGUGUGAUGAGUGUGGGAAGGCCUUCCGCCAGAGCUGCGAGUUCCUCAGUCACCGCAGGAUGCACUCCGGGGAGAUCCCCUACCGCUGCGACGAGUGCGGGAAGACCUUCAACCAGAGGCCCAACCUCAUGAAGCACCAGAGGACCCACACCGGAGAGAAGCCCUACAGGUGCAGUGAGUGCGGGAAGCACUUCAGCGCCUACUCUUCCCUCAUUUACCACCAGAGAAUCCACACUGGAGAGAAGCCCUACAAGUGCAACGACUGUGGGAAAGCAUUCAGUGACGGCUCAAUCCUUAUCCGACAUCGCCGGACUCACACUGGAGAGAAGCCAUAUGAGUGCAACGAAUGUGGCAAAGGCUUUACCCAAAGUUCUAACCUCAUCCAGCAUCAAAGAAUUCACACUGGAGAGAAGCCCUAUAAAUGUAAUGAGUGUGAGAAAGCCUUCAUCCAAAAAACCAAACUUGUGGAACAUCAGAGAAGCCACACGGGAGAGAAGCCCUAUGAGUGUAAUGACUGUGGCAAAGUCUUCAGCCAGAGCACACACCUCAUCCAGCACCAGAGGAUCCACACGGGGGAAAAGCCCUACAAGUGCGGUGAGUGCGGGAAGGCCUUCCACAACAGUUCCAGGCUCAUCCACCAUCAGAGGUCACACCACGGAGAGAAGCCGUACAAAUGCGCUGACUGCAAGAAAGCCUUCAGCCAGGGCACCUACCUCAUCCAGCACCGGAGGAUUCACACCGGGGAGAAGCCCUACAAGUGUGGUGAGUGCGGGAAGGCCUUCCGGCACAGUUCCAACAUGUCGCAGCAUCAGAGGAUUCACCUCCGGGAAGACUUCUCCACAUGACGGUGGAGAAGGGCCCGUGAGGUAUGCUGUGCACCUCCUCCACGUGACCCACUCACGCCUUUAUUUAUGUCCGCAUAGUGCUGUCACAGGUGAGAGGGCAUUUCUAAUUAAAACUCUUCCUGAACCCAAACUAGUGCAUGUUCGCUUUAGAGAAAUUGAGUGAACAAGGUGAGCAAAAGGAGAAGCUCCUGUAGCCUCCCCCUAGACAGAGAACUCAGCACUGCUGUGCCUGGCGGGGUUCUGCUCAGACCCACGGAGAACAUUCUCACAGAAUAUACUGUGGUGCUUGUCCUCGCAGACCCUGUUUCCUCAGCUCCAGAAACUUCACACUGGAGAGAAGUCUACAUGGUCCAUGCUUUUACACUUUGUAAAUUAAAAAAAUUAGCAUAUUGUUCGUGCUUUCCUGUGUCACUUAAUAGAAUUGGUGAUUGCAUUUUUUAUAGUAGUAAAAUACAUACAACAUAAAAUUUCCCAUUUUAACCACUUUUAAGUGUACAAUUCAGUGGCAUUAAAUAUGUUCACGAUAUUGUGUAA
Camelus dromedarius (Arabian camel) is the source of this 5567-nucleotide messenger RNA. RefSeq names its product zinc finger protein 34 (gene ZNF34). NCBI's taxonomy places the organism in Eukaryota, Metazoa, Chordata, Mammalia, Artiodactyla, Camelidae. Gene Ontology annotation, molecular function: sequence-specific DNA binding; DNA-binding transcription factor activity, RNA polymerase II-specific. The transcript has 6 exons. Gene Ontology annotation, biological process: regulation of transcription by RNA polymerase II. The record is from RefSeq and is a predicted model, not a curated record. The coding region runs from base 3393 to 5033 and encodes 546 amino acids. Gene Ontology annotation, cellular component: nucleus.